AUGCCCGCCCCCUCAGCCCUCGCCAUCACCACCAGCUCUGUGCAGCGCCUGCUCAAAGAGGAAACUUCGUACCACAAGGAGCUCGCCGACCAAGAGAAGACGGUUCAGGACCUCGAAGCCAAGUCAAAGACCGGAGCCGCCGAUGAGGACGGCAACGGCGCGUUUAUGUUGAAACAGCAGAAAACCGCCAUCGAGCAAACAAAGGCCGUCUUUGGGCCCCUGAAGCAGCGCAUCGCCGACGCGGUGGCCAAGCUCGAGGACCAGCUGGCGAUCGCAGAACAGGCGGCCGCCCCCGGGGCCGAGAUUGCUCAGGCCAAGACGGUGCUUGCCCAGGCCAAGGCUGCUGCUGUCUAA
Molecule: messenger RNA, 354 nt
Organism: Beauveria bassiana ARSEF 2860
Lineage: Eukaryota; Fungi; Ascomycota; Sordariomycetes; Hypocreales; Cordycipitaceae
Product: tubulin-specific chaperone Rbl2
Exons: 2
Coding region: 1-354 (117 amino acids)
Biological process (GO): post-chaperonin tubulin folding pathway; tubulin complex assembly
Cellular component (GO): cytosol; microtubule cytoskeleton
Molecular function (GO): beta-tubulin binding
Source: RefSeq, a predicted model, not a curated record